This is a messenger RNA of Salvia miltiorrhiza (redroot sage), 903 nucleotides long. RefSeq lists its product as uncharacterized. NCBI's taxonomy places the organism in Eukaryota, Viridiplantae, Streptophyta, Magnoliopsida, Lamiales, Lamiaceae. The transcript is spliced from 4 exons. The record is from RefSeq and is a predicted model, not a curated record. The coding region runs from base 153 to 743 and encodes 196 amino acids.
UCGUUUGGGACGGAGGGAGUACUAAGUCUUAAGUUUGAGUCGAUUCUCACAUAAUCUUUAAACUUAUUUGUUUAUUUAUUAAACAAAAAAAAUUGGAAUAGAGGAUAGUGCUAGAAAAAAAGUCGGUGUUAGACUUGGAGCGUCUGAAGAAAAUGAAGGGAGAAGAGAAGCAACGAAAGUUUCAUGAAGCCCUUCUCAAGAUGCUCUAUCCGCCCCCUUCUGAUUCUGACAAAGAGGUCGAGGAAAAAGAAGACGAACAAGAAGAAGCCAAUUUAAUCCAGUUGUUGAAUGACCCUCCAGAGGAGGAGAUAGAGAAUGAGGAGCCAUCGCCAUCAAGCAGCGACGAUAACGAUGGUGGUGAUGGAAAAUUGACGAGGGCUCAAAGGAAGAGGCUCCGGAAGAAGAAGCUCAAAGAAGCUGAUUCCCGCCGCAGAAAGAUUAUUGGGCCUCUGUUACCUGCUUCAAACCAUCCAAGUCAUGGCGGCGUUGAUGAUGCGAGUGACGUGGCUGAAGGUGUUUCAGGUGAUCUUAGCCAAGUUAGUGAUGCGCUUGAAGGUGUUCGACGAAAUGCCGCAGCCAAUGUUUCAGAGGAAGCUUCUUGCUGGAAUAAGAAGAAGCUAAAGAUAAAGCAGAGAAGGAAAUCGAAGAAGAUGGGUAUUGCAAAGUCGACUCCAUCAAGCACUUGCAAUCGAAAUCAAGGUCUGAAAAUCAUACUAGAUGAUAGGGUUGAAGCUGAUCCCUGAAACUGCCAAUCAAGUUGGUGCUUCCGCCAACAAUCUGACAUUUUAAUGGAAUUUCGAAUUUCUAUUUUCUUUGACUAAGACUAGGUUUAUUUUGGGUGAUUGCAUGUCAAAUGAUAGAAAAAAUUGGGAUAUCCUUUUUAGCUUUGGAUUACUUUCAAAA